AUGGAAGCUUUUACUCAAUUUCUACCCGUUCUAGGGCUAUUGCUUUUGCUUCUACUAUGUCAUUACAAAAGAAGCAUAAGAAACAACACAAAAAAAGCUAUCAAACUAGUAGCUCCAGAACCAUCAGGGGCAUUGCCUUUUCUCGGCCAUCUUCAUUUCCUACGAGGCCAAGCUCCUCUAGCACGGGUACUUGGAAAAAUUGCUGAUGAAUACGGACCCGUUUACACUCUACGGCUUGGUGGUCGUCGAGCAUUGGUUGUGAGCAGUUGGCAGAUGGUCAAAGACUGUUUUACCACCAAUGACCGGAAUUUUGCAGCUAGGCCCAACAUGGCAAUCAGCCGGCACAUGGUUUAUAAUAAAGCUGGUUUUGCACUGGCAACAUAUGGACCAUAUUGGCGAGAGAUCCGAAACUCAGAAGUGAAGAGCUUCAUUAACGAGCUCUCCUUGUUCUCUUCAAAGAAAGCAAACAAAGCAUCCGUAGUGGACAUGAGCAAGUGGUUUGAGAACAUUACGUUCAAUAUAACUAUAAAAAUCUUAGCCGGGAAAAGAUUUUCUAACACGGGUGGCAAUGAAGGGUAUGUGAAAGCUAUGAAGCAAGUGGCAAAAGAGGUUGAUGAAGUUAUCGGAAAGUGGCUUGACGAACAUGUUCAGAAGAGAAAAGAGUAUGAUGGUGAAAAAGAAGCCGAUUUUAUGGAUGUGAUGCUCUCAACCCUGUCAAAAGAUGCUGAAAUGUAUGGCCACGGGCGUGAAACCAUCAUCAAGGCUACAACAAUGGUUCUCAUGCUAACGGGUUCAGAAAGCACUGCUUUGACACUUACGUGGGCACUCUCUUUACUACUGAACAACCCUCACAUAUUAAAAGCUGCCCAGAAGGAGCUUGAUAUGAAUGUAGGAAAACAGAAAUGGGUGGAAGAAUCAGAUAUAAAAAACCUAAGGUAUCUACAAGCCAUAGUGAAGGAAACUCUCCGAAUGUACCCACCAGGUCCCUUGGCAGGACCUCAUGAGGCCAUUGAAGACUGCUAUAUUGGGGGUUAUCAUAUCUCCAAAGGGACUCGUCUGAUUGUUAACUUAUGGAAGCUACAUCGCGACCCACAAAUUUGGUCGGAUCCUCAUGAGUUUCGACCAGAGAGGUUUCUUGAGGAACACUCGGACUUAAAUUACCAGGGUCAGAACUUUGAAUACAUUCCUUUCAGCACUGGAAGGAGAAUGUGCCCUGCAAUCACAUUUGCUUUCCAAGUAGUUCACUUGACACUUGCUCGGUUGCUUCAGGGGUUUGAUUUGUCGACACCAAUGGGGAAGCCUGUGGAUAUGAGCGAGGGCUUGGGCAUUGCCUUGCCUAAAGUAAGGCCACUUGAAGUGAUCAUGACUCCUCGGCUUUCAACAGAGCUCUAUCAAAACCUCUGACAUCAAUAAAUGGGAUAUAUUAUUCUGGAGAUGCAUGACGAUGUUGCUAGUUACUUAUGCCAUAUAUUAAGAAAUAAGACCGCAUCGAUUUAUCUCAGCGCUCAGUGAAUAAUAUACAAUGCUAGUGUUUUUAUAUAAACCAGUAAAAAAAACCCGCCCCACUCGCAUGGGUUGGAAUAAGUUUAGCAAAAUCUAUGUAGGCUUGAUUGAA
This is a messenger RNA of Lactuca virosa, 1615 nucleotides long. The record is from the annotation of a GenBank genome assembly. Lineage: Eukaryota; Viridiplantae; Streptophyta; Magnoliopsida; Asterales; Asteraceae.